UCCGGUUUGAAAAUUAUUACACGUUCUGACUUCAGUUGACGAAGAACUAUUCUGGAAUGUCUCAAAUUUUGGGACAUAGACUGGUUCAUUUGUAAGCUGGAGGAAUUCGAAGAACUUGAAUAUGAUAUUUUGAGUGUAAUGGCACAUUUUCUACUUACCCCAAUUUCCGACGAUUUUUCGAAGCGUUACAUUAAAUUGAAGUUUUUCAAAAUAGAUUCUCUGCUCAGAGCGACAGGAUAUGUUUCCAAGCGACGGAAUCCCAAUAAUACCUACCUUGUAAACUUACUCCUGGCAAUAGUUCUCUCCAUGACAGAAAAGUUUGGAUACUACGACGAAUUUCUCAAUCAUGCUAUCAAAACUUCGGUUGAAUAUUUUGACGGCCUGUGCAUAGACCACAUCACUACAGAGCUUGCCGGCUUUCUCAAGAAUGGUGUACUUGAACAAGUUAUGAAGACAUCGACAAGCGAUAAAUCUCGUCAAUGGGCUUUAAAGACUGUUAAGAUAAUUUUACAACAUCACAAGCGGGAAGGGCGCAGCAUUGAAGAUUUAAAUCUUCUUUCUAAUUCACACAAUCUAAUACUCAAUUAAUUUGUUCCAAACACUGUACUAGUUUCUAUCUGUUUCUAUUUGACUACGUACGUAGCUACGUAGCGCUUGUGUCGAUUUACCGACUCGAAUUUCGAAACGAAUUAACAUCAUUUAUUUAUCGAUCGAAUGUUAAAUUUUGCAAAAAAAAGGAAAUAGGUAGUUGUGUAUUACAUGCCCUCAUUUUAAUAGUAAUUUUUUAAGCCAUGAAAAAUAAAAACGUGAAC
Molecule: messenger RNA, 812 nt
Organism: Caenorhabditis elegans
Lineage: Eukaryota; Metazoa; Nematoda; Chromadorea; Rhabditida; Rhabditidae
Gene: H04D03.7
Exons: 2
Coding region: 139-588 (149 amino acids)
Source: RefSeq, marked reviewed